Sorghum bicolor (sorghum) is the source of this 684-nucleotide messenger RNA. RefSeq lists its product as uncharacterized. The record is from RefSeq and is a predicted model, not a curated record. Lineage: Eukaryota; Viridiplantae; Streptophyta; Magnoliopsida; Poales; Poaceae. The transcript has 2 exons. The coding region runs from base 1 to 684 and encodes 227 amino acids.
AUGGUGGAUCAAUCGUUAAGAUUCCCGGAAGGAAUGGUCAAGGAUGUAAUGGCAAGAAUUCAAGAACAUUAUAUACCUACAGAUUUUCUAGUACUUGACAUGCAGGGAGACGAUGAGAUCCUGAACCUCUUGGGAAGAGCGUUCCUCUACACAGCCAAAGCCAACAACUACAUCGGAUCAGGGCAUAUCCACUUCAACCUACCCGCCGAAAAGAUUGGAGACAUUGACCGGUGCGCAGUGUACGCAUCACUGGCACCUAGUAUGGAGAAUCCUACGGGGAUGGACCCGCCGGAGGGCGAUGUUGCUCGGUGUCCUCAAUACACCAGCAGUAAGGAGGAACAGAGCCGCCCUGCCCCGACCAUCGAGGACAGGGUGGCGGGGAAAAGGCCAAUGGCGGUGAAUCCAUCCCCUGCGGAGGCGCUGCCGACGGAGACCAGCCAAGCUCCGAAGCAUCGUCGACUCGUGAGGAUCACCGAUGACGAGGACGAGGAGGAGGAGGCUGCACCCUCUUUGGUCCGAAGGCCACGCAGUCGACCAGACGUCGCGCCGAUCACCAUUGGUCGGGUGACCAGUGAUCCUCCUACCCCACACGCCGAGCCGACGCUACUUGGGGGGACGGAAGCAGCGGCGGCGACUAGUAGAACCAGGAGGAGGUUCUUCGCAGCGACUGUUGACACUAGCUAA